Molecule: messenger RNA, 528 nt
Organism: Morchella sextelata
Lineage: Eukaryota; Fungi; Ascomycota; Pezizomycetes; Pezizales; Morchellaceae
Exons: 2
Coding region: 1-528 (175 amino acids)
Source: RefSeq, a predicted model, not a curated record
AUGGUGCAGGUCAACCCGCUGGCCACAAACAUACACGGGCAGUACCCGGCGGAUAUCAGGCGGUUGUUCAUAAAUAGCGCGGUCGGCGCUGGUCGAGGCCGUGCCGUUGCUCCUGGCGGGGAUCGGGAAGGGGAAGUAGGCUUCCAUCCUGAGGAGGAUCCGGAAGACGCUCCUGGGGCGACAGAGACCGAGCGUCUUCACGCCGCUGGCGCUGUCGUCAUCAAGAGCAGUGCGGCGCUCAUCCAGAUCCUGUACGGUAGCGAUGAGCUGUACAUGGUCAGCGACAAGCAGAUAAAGAGGAGUUGCUAUGCAGCUUACCAGUUCACGGCAAUCCCGUACGUCACAAUGUCCAUCCUAAACCUGAUCGCCAGUCUCAGCGCCCCAAACUACCCGGCGAUGUAUAUCGUCCAUUACCACGGCCCGUGCAAUCCAAGCAAGAUGGACAACAUUGUAGCCAGCGGCGGUGGUGGGGUCCCAGGGGCGAUAUCACCGCGACAGUGGCGUCGGUGGAAGCGGUAUUGGACCUGA